This is a messenger RNA of Propithecus coquereli (Coquerel's sifaka), 3273 nucleotides long. RefSeq names its product transient receptor potential cation channel, subfamily A, member 1 (gene TRPA1). Gene Ontology annotation, cellular component: membrane. Gene Ontology annotation, molecular function: monoatomic ion channel activity; protein binding. The record is from RefSeq and is a predicted model, not a curated record. The transcript is spliced from 26 exons. Gene Ontology annotation, biological process: monoatomic ion transport; transmembrane transport. Lineage: Eukaryota; Metazoa; Chordata; Mammalia; Primates; Indriidae. Bases 1 to 3273 code for a protein of 1090 amino acids.
AUGAAGCGCAGCCUGAGGAAGAUUCUGCGCCCUGGCGAGAAGAAGGAGCCCCAAGACGUUGUCUAUCAGGGCGUGCAGGACGACAUGGACGACAGCAAGGAGUCGCUUAAGGUGGUUUUUGAAGGAAGUGCAUGUACAUCACAAAACUUUAUCCAGAAACAAAAGAGAUUAAAUGGCAGAUAUGAUACAAAUGCCUCCCCUUUGCAUCAUGCUGCAGCUGAAGGUCAAGUUGAGCUGAUGAACAUGAUCAUCAAUGAUUCCUCUUGUGAAGUGCUGAACGUAAUGGAUGAUUACGGGAAUACCCCUCUGCACUGGGCUGCAGAAAAAAACCAGGUGGAAAGUGUUAAGUUUCUUCUCAGCAAAGGAGCAAACCCAAACCUUCGAAACAGCGCCAUGAUGGCAGCCCUCCACGUGGCUGUGCAGGCCAUGCACAACGAGGUGGUCAAGGUCUUGACUGAGCACAGCAGUACUAAUGUUGAUUUGGAAGGAGAAAGUGGAAACACAGCUGUGCUAAUGGCAUGCUCCAAAGAUAACAGUGAAGCACUGCAAAUUUUGUUUAAUAAAGGAGCUAAGUCAUGUAAACCAAAUAAAUGGGGAUGCUUCCCUGUUCACCAGGCUGCAUUUUCAGGUGCCAAAAAAUGCAUGGAAAUCAUACUGAAGUAUGGUGAAGAACAUGGAUACAGCCGUGAGUUUCACAUUAACUUUGUGAAUAAUGGGAAAGCCAGCCCACUCCACAUGGCCGUUCAAAGUGGAGACUUGGAAAUGAUCAAAAUGUGCUUGGACAAUGGUGCACACAUAGACCUGAUGGAGAAUGGGAGGUGUAUGGCCCUUCAUUUUGCUGCCACCCAGGGAGCCACUGAGAUUGUCAAACUGAUGAUAUCAUCCUAUUCUGGUAGCACCAAUAUCGUUAAUGCAGUUGAUGGAAAUCAGGAGACCCUGCUUCACAGAGCUUCAUUAUUUGAUCACCAUGAACUAGCAGACUACUUAAUUUCAGUGGGAGCAGAUAUUAACAGUAUCGAUUGUGAAGGACGCUCUCCACUUAUACUAGCAACUGCUUCUGCAUCUUGGAAUAUCGUAAAUUUGCUACUCUCUAAAGGUGCCCGUGUAGACAUAAAAGAUCAUUAUGGGCGUAAUUUUUUGCAUUUGACUGUACAGCAACCUUAUGGAUUAAAAAAUUUGCGACCUGAGUUUAUGCAGAUGCAACAUAUUAAAGAGCUGGUAAUGGAUGAAGACAAUGAUGGGUGUACUCCUCUACAUUACGCAUGUAGAGAGGGGGUCCCUGUCUCUGUAAAUAACCUACUUGACUUUAAUGUGUCCAUCCAUUCCAAAAGCAAAGAUAAGAAAUCACCCCUGCAUUUUGCAGCCAGUUAUGGGCGUAUCAAUACCUGUCAGAGGCUCCUACAAGACAUCAGUGAUACCAGGCUUUUGAAUGAAGGUGAUCUUCAUGGAAUGACUCCUCUCCACCUGGCAGCAAAAAACGGACAUGAUAAAGUAGUUCAACUUCUUCUGAAAAAAGGUGCAUUAUUUCUCAGUGACCACAAUGGCUGGACUGCUUUGCACCACGCGGCCAUGGGCGGGUACACCCAGACCAUGAAGGUCAUUCUUGACACUAAUUUGAAGUGCACAGAUCGGCUAGAUGAAGAUGGGAACACGGCGCUUCACUUUGCUGCCAGGGAAGGCCAGGCCAAAGCUGUCGGGCUGCUCCUGAGCCGCGAUGCUGACAUAGUCCUGAACAAGCAGCAGGCCUCGUUUUUGCACCUCGCAUUCCACAAUAAGAGGAAGGAGGUGGUUCUUACAGCCAUCAGGAGCAAAAGAUGGGAUGAGUGUCUUAAAGUUUUUAGUCAUUGUUCUCCAAGCAAUAAAUGUCCAAUCACGGAAAUGAUAGAAUACCUUCCUGAAUGCAUGAAAGUUCUUUUAGAUUUCUGCAUGUUGCAUUCCACAGAGGAUAAGUCCCGUCUAGACUACCAUAUUGAAUAUAAUUUCAAAUAUCUUCAAUGUCCAUCAGCAUUCACCAAAAAAGUAAGACCUACACAGGAUGCUAUAUAUGAGCCUCUUACAGCCCUAAAUGCAAUGGUACAACAUAACCGCAUAGAGCUUCUCAAUCAUCCUGUGUGUAAAGAAUACUUACUUAUGAAAUGGUUGGCUUAUGGAUUUAGAGCCCACAUGAUGAACCUAGGAUCUUACUGUCUUGGUCUCAUACCUAUGAGUCUUCUUGUUGUCAAUAUAAAGCCAGGAAUGGCUUUCAACUCAACUGGAAUCAUCAAUGAAACUAGUGACCAUUCAGAAAUUAAAUUAGACACCACGAAAAGUAAUUACUUUCGGGAUAUUAAUAAUCUCACUGAAUGGAUUAUCUACACAGCAAGCAUCAUUUUUGUGCUGCCCUUGUUUGCUAACAUACCAGCUUUUAUGCAGUGGCAAUGUGGAGCGAUUGCUGUAUUCUUCUACUGGAUUAACUUCUUGUUGUAUCUUCAAAGAUUUGAAACUUGUGGAAUUUUCAUUGUUAUGUUGGAGGUAAUUUUAAAAACUCUGUUUAGAUCUACAGUUGUAUUUGUCUUCCUUUUUGUGGCUUUUGGACUCAGCUUUUAUGUCCUCUUGAAUAUGCAGGACACCUUCAGCACUCCGUGGCUAGCCAUAAUCCAGACCUUCAGCAUGAUGCUGGGAGACAUCAGUUACCGGGAUGCCUUCCUAGAACCAUUUUUGAGAAACGAAUUGACAUAUCCAUUUCUGUCCUUUGUGCACCUUAUUAUCUUCACGCUCCUUGUCCCAAUUGUCCUCGUGAAUUUACUUAUUGGUUUGGCAGUUGGCGACAUCGCUGAGGUCCAGAAACAUGCAUCACUGAAGAGAAUCGCUAUGCAGGUGGAACUUCAUACCGGCUUGGAGAAGAAGCUGCCACUCUGGUUCCUACGCAAAGUGGAUCAGAAAUCCACCAUUGUCUAUCCCAACAAACCCAGAUCUACUGGGAGGUUAUUUAAUUUAUUUUGUUAUCUGUUUUUCAACCAAGAAAAAAGACAAGAAAUGCCAAAUGCCGAUACAUCUUUGGAAAUGGAAAUAUUGAAACAGAAAUACCGGCUGAAGGAUCUCACUGUUCUUCUGGAAAAACAGCAUGAGCUCAUUAAACUCAUCAUUCAGAAAAUGGAGAUCAUCUCUGAGGCAGAGGAUGAAGAUAACCAUUGUUCUUUUCAAGACAAGUUUAAGAAAGAGCAGCUGGAACAAAGGAAUAGCAAAUGGAAUUGUGUGUUGAGAGCAGUAAAGGCAAAAACACACCAGCCCUAG